Molecule: messenger RNA, 6158 nt
Organism: Camarhynchus parvulus
Lineage: Eukaryota; Metazoa; Chordata; Aves; Passeriformes; Thraupidae
Gene: SMC2
Product: structural maintenance of chromosomes 2
Exons: 25
Coding region: 223-3789 (1188 amino acids)
Biological process (GO): chromosome organization
Cellular component (GO): chromosome
Molecular function (GO): ATP binding; ATP hydrolysis activity; protein binding
Source: RefSeq, a predicted model, not a curated record
GCGGGGCGGCCGCCAUCAGGCACCGCCCCUAACGGCUGCGGCUCUCGGCGCCAAAAUUUGAUCCUGGCGGGCAUCGGGGAGCGGCUCCGGGCGCGGGCGAGCUAGUGAGGCACUGGCGUCGGGGAGCGGCUCUGGACAGGGUAUAUAGGAUUAUAAUCCGGAUACCUUUCUCAGUGCUUCUCAGAGGAAUUCUUUGCCUGGGCCCUUAGGAACAUUGAAAAGAUGUACAUUAAGUCAAUUGUUCUCGACGGUUUUAAAUCCUAUGCUCAGCGGACAGAAAUUAAUGGCUUUGACCCGUUAUUCAAUGCCAUUACUGGCUUGAAUGGUAGUGGCAAAUCCAAUAUCUUGGACUCCAUCUGUUUCGUGCUGGGAAUCAACAAUCUGUCACAGGUGCGAGCUGCCAGCUUGCAAGAUCUAGUUUAUAAGAGUGGGCAAGCUGGAAUUACAAAGGCAACCGUGUCUAUUAUCUUUGAUAAUUCAAACAAAAGUCAAAGUCCACUGGGAUUUGAAGCUAAUGAUGAGAUCACUGUGACUAGGCAGGUUGUUGUUGGAGGUAGAAGUAAGUAUCUUAUCAAUGGUGUGAGUGCUGCCAACAGUCGUGUGCAGGAUCUCUUCUGUUCUGUUGGACUCAAUGUCAAUAAUCCUCACUUCCUCAUUAUGCAGGGACAAAUUACCAAAGUUCUAAAUAUGAAGCCACCAGAGAUUUUAGCUAUGAUUGAAGAAGCAGCUGGAACUAGGCUGUAUGAGUCCAAGAAAACAGAGGUACAGAGAACCAUAGAGAAGAAGGAAUCCAAACUGAAAAACAUUCAAAUGGUCUUAAAUGAGGAGAUCAGUCCAACUUUACAGAAACUGAAAGAGGAACGAGCAUCCUAUCUAGAAUACCAAAAAUUAGUACGAGAAAUAGACCAUUUAAGCCGUUUUUGUGUAGCUUAUCAGUUUGUUCUGGCUGAAGAAACAAAGGUAUCCUCCAGUGAUAUAUUAAAGGAAAUGCAAUCUAAUAUAGAAAAGCUUCAGGAAUCAAGGGCUGAAAUUGAACAGAAGGUAAAACAACUUAAUGAAGACAUAGCGGAGAUGGAAAAGGAAAAGGAUAAGGAAGCUGGUUGUAAACUCCAUGAACUAGAAGCUGCUCUUUCAGCACAUCAAAGGGUUAAUACAAAAGCACGAAGUGCUGUUGAUCUCCAGAAGCAAAACUUAAAAGGUGAAGAGGUUAAGUACAAUGAAUUGGUAACACGUAUGCAGAAGGAUUCUAAAGCGUUAGUAUCAAAGGAGAAAGAAGUAAAGAAUCUAGAGAAAGAACUAAAUGUUUUACUGGAAGAAAGUGAAAAAGAUGCACAUGCUUUAGCUGCAGCACAACAGCAUUUUAAUGCUGUAUCUGCUGGCCUGUCCAGCAAUAAGGAUGGUGAAGAAGCUACUCUUUCAGGACAGAUGAUGAUCUGCAAAAAUGAAAUUAGCCAAGCACUAACAGAAGCUAAACAGGCUCAAAUGAAAUUGAAUUAUGCACAAAAAGAAUUAAAGGCAAAAGAAGCUGAAGUUAAAAAGAUGGAUGAAGGCUACAAGAAAGACCGAAAUGCAUUGGAAGCUGUCGAAAAAAUGAAAGUAACCCUAGAGAAGCAAAUAAAGGAGCUGAACUAUUCAGAAGAAAAAGGAGAAGCCCUCCUAGCAAAAAAGAAGGCAUUGAUUUCUGAUAUCAGCCGGCUAAGAGAACUGAGUGAAAAUUUAAUGGCAAAAUUUCCUCAUCUACAGUUUACAUACAAACAUCCAGAAAAAAAUUGGAAUCCAAACCAUGUGAAAGGCCCUGUUGUGUCUCUUUUCACUGUGAAAGAUCUAUCCAAUGCCAAAGCCCUGGAAGCGGUGGCUGGAGGGAAACUCUACAACAUUAUUGUGGACACAGAAGUUACUGGCAAAAAGCUUUUAGAGAAGGGUGAACUAAAGCAUCGAUACACCAUCAUUCCCUUAAACAAAAUUUCAGCCAGGUGUGUUCAAGAAGAUGUAGUCAAGUUGGCCCAAAGCUUGGCUGGGCGUGCUAACUUGCAUUUAGCUCUUUCUCUAAUUGGAUAUGAAUCUGAACUGCAGAAAGCAAUGGAAUAUGUCUUUGGAACAACACUGGUCUGUAAUAACAUGGAUAAUGCUAAGAAAGUGACUUUUGACAAAAGGAUAAUGACGAGAAGUGUUACUCUUGAUGGAGAUGUGUUUGAUCCCCAAGGAACUCUGCAUGGAGGUGCAUCCUCACAAGCUGCACCAAUAUUGUCUAAACUUCAAGAAGUGAAAGAUGUUGAACUAGAACUCAAGAAAAAGGAAUCUGAACUUGAAGCUGUAGAGAAUGAGUUGGCAAGCUUGAAGAAGGUUGCUGAAAGGUAUCAGCAGCUGAAGCAGCAAUGGGAGAUGAAGUCUGAGGAAGCAGAGCUGCUGCACAAGAAGCUUUGUCAAAGUGCUUACCACAAACAAGAGGAAGAGCUGAUUGCCCUGAAGAAAACCAUUGCAUCUUGUGAAGAGACAUUAAACAAAACUGAAGAGAACAAAAAGAAGGCAGAAAAAAAAUACAAGGAAUUAGAGAAUAAACUUAAAAAUGCAGAAGCAGAGUGUCUAAAAGAGCGAAAAAAUGCGGAGCAGAAUCUAGAUAAUGCCAAGAAAAAGGCAGACACUUCAAGCAAAAAAAUAAAAGACAUGCAGCAGGAAGUCAAAGCUUUAGUUCUGGAACUUGAAGAGCUGAAACAAGAGCAGGCCUCCUAUAAACAACAGAUAACAGCUUCAGAGGAAGCAAUCAAAUCGUACCAGAAUCAAGUUGAUGCUCUGGUGGCUGAAGUGGCUAAAACAGAGGAAUCUGUAGAGAGAGCACAGAAGGAGCUUGCCAAGCAAAAGGAAGUAAUUGCUUUACAUGAUAAUGCAAUUAAAGACAAAUCUGCAGAGAUGGUAAAAUACAGAGAACAAAAUAAUGAAUUACAGUUUAAGAUUAAAGAAUUAGAACACAACAUCACCAAAUGUCAACAAGAAGCUGCUGAUGCUGCUGCUAAGGUGGCCAAAAUGCUGAAAGAAUACAAGUGGAUAGCUUCAGACAAGCCACUCUUUGGCCAGCCAAACACAGCCUAUGAUUUCAAAAGUUGCAAUCCUAAAGAAGCAAGUGAGAAGCUGCAGAAAUUGCAAGAGCAUAAAGAGAAGUUGAGAAGGAAUGUGAACACAAGAGCUAUGAACAUGCUUUCUGAUGCAGAGGAAAGGUACAAUGACUUAAUGAAGAAAAAAAGAAUUGUAGAGAAUGACAAGAUAAAAAUUCUUGCAGUUAUUGAAGAGCUUGACCAGAAGAAAAAACAAGCUUUAGAUAUUGCUUGGAAAAAGGUGAAUGAAGACUUUGGUUCCAUUUUCUCAACACUCCUACCUGGAGCCAGAGCUGUGCUAUCAGCCUCUAAAACUGGCAGUCACUUUGUUGGUAUGGAGUUCAGAGUUGCCUUAGGAAACACCUGGAAGGAAAACUUAACGGAACUUAGUGGAGGACAAAGAUCGUUGGUGGCCUUAUCCUUGAUAUUAGCCAUGCUCCUCUUCAGGCCUGCCCCAGUUUACAUCUUAGAUGAAGUGGAUGCAGCCCUUGAUCUCUCCCAUACCCAGAAUAUUGGGCAGAUGCUUCAAACGCAUUUCAGACACUCCCAGUUUAUUGUGGUGUCCUUGAAGGACGGAAUGUUCAACAAUGCAAACGUCCUCUACAAGACCAGGUUUUUGGAUGGUGUAUCCACUAUUGCCAGAUACAGUCAGACUCAAAAUAAAAAAACAAAUCUGCCUGCAAAAACAUGCAAAAAAUAAAACAUUGACUGUGAAUGGUGAGCUAGGAAGAAUUGGUCUUCUACAUGCAGUAGAAAGCAAAUGUUCCCUGUUGCUUCCUAAUGUUUAUAAUGUUAUGUUUUCAUAUGUGUUAGUUCAUAUCUGCAUUUUAUUAAGAACUGAAAUAAAUAGGAAUUAGCCUGUUACAACCGGUUUUAUUAUAUUAAAACUAUAAGUUUUAUGGUGUGCUGUAAUUCCUUUCAUUCCUCUGUAAUAUUUACACAUAAAUGUAUAUAAGUAGUAGCUUUGUAAACUUAAAGCCUUCAGAUGAGGAAAAGCUGAUUCAGCUACCAGAGUUCUAUUCAGAAGACCUAUUGCAAAGUGUAGUAACAGUCUUCCUCACCUGACGCUGCUGAGUCAGGGAUGGACGGAAUGACUCCGUGGUUCAGAAGGCAAAAAAGAGAGAUCCUUUAUUAAGAGGUAUUUAUUAGAGGUUUUAUAACCAGGAUCGCUCAGGUCUCAAAGUAAAACCCUUUCAUACUAUUGCUGAACUAUGAGUAGCAUGCUCUGAAGGUACAUAUCCAUAAACAACAUGAACAGAAAGACAGAUCAUAAUUUUUUCAUUCUUCCUCUCUAAGUUUCCCAGGCCUGAAGCCUGGGAGAAUUCUCUUUGACUGAACUGAGAAUCUCCACAAUUGCCUCUUCAUUUAAAGAGGGAGCUGGUGUUUCUAGUCCUCUGCAGGACCCCCUGCAGGAAGGAGAACAAACACAGCUCAAGAGGUUUGUCAACUGUCAAUCAAAACCUCUAAUCAGACAUUGGAUCAGAAUGGUCGAGGAGAUCUCUAACUUGUAUUAUAAAUUCCAAGAAAUCAGUUACCAACUCUAGUAGAGUAACAAACCAUUGUCAGUCUGCCAAAGGACUGGCAGUCCAACUUGUCAAAACCAUUUCCCAGUGUGAGCAGAUGCCCACAUGGCAGAAAAGAAGGUAUUAAUAAACAUGUGCACAUACCCAAAUCAGCCCAAUUUGGCAAAAUGAGACAUCUGUUUGCCACAGCUGCAAACCUUUAGGCCUCUGGGAUUAUCCCAGCCAGUAAGGUGCAGCAGGUCAAGCCUUGGUUGGCUUUCAUAGAAAUUGCUUUUUGCAGGAUGUGUGCACUUUGAUAGAAGAAUCAUGCAAGGCUUUUGGCCUGUGCAGUCGUGUCCUGAAUAGAGUGAUAAAAUUGAACUUGGGUCCAAAUUGCAUCCUCAAAGUUUUCAAAACAAUUGAGUAGAAUUGACCAAAUUCAGAAACACUGGAGAAGACUUCUGGAAAGCCAUGGCAACAGCCCUUACUACAACCAGGCUGAGCCUAAGUUGUGAUGUUCCAGUCUGAUCUGAGCCGUCUAUGAAUAAGAUACCCACAUGUUGGGGUUUUUUUGGGGAUUUUUGUUUGUUUUGUUUUGUGGGGGGGUUUUGUUUGUUUCUUUGUUUUUGGGUUUUUUUUCCUCGGAAAGGCCAGCAGCAACAGGGGGUUUUAUGACCUUGGGGCAGGGCGGGGAACCCAGUCCCAGUGGGCGGACCAAGGACCCCAAACCUGGCCCACGGGGCGAGGUCUUUGCUUCCACAGCCUGCCCCCACCAUGCUGCGAGUGUCCCCGCCACAGGAGUGGCCGAACGCCUCCUCCUCCCCCCACUCCCUCCUUCCCAUCUGCCAACUGGUCCAUGUUGGCAGAUGGGAAGUGUGAAAUACAAAGCUGUGUUUCGUGUCAGGUACAUACAGGCAAUGUGCGUAUUUGUGAUUGCGAUAUGUGUGGAGACUGACAAUGGGACAGUUGCGAAUUCUAAUAAUAACUGAGGAAAGUAAAGCAUGGAAGAAGGCCUUUGAACCUAUCUUUUGUUUGCAAUUAACCCUCGUUGAUUUAGGAGCAUUGGAAUUAAAGCGUUAAAGAUGUUGCUUUUUUGCCUAUAGUUAAUCCUUAAAGAGUUCUGCAAUAAUAACCUUUUGAAGUAUAAUUUUAGAAUAUUGCUUGUAUCCUUGAAACUAUAGCUUUGGAAUAUAUAUAAAGGAAAUAUGCUUAUCUCACGCCUUAAUAAAGUAGAGAAAAACAGCUUGAGAAAGGAAGAUGAACAUCACCCUCAAGGAAUUAUGGUUUUGACCAAGGGAAGCUGGACAUCACUGUUAUGAGAUUUAUAGUCUCUGCAAUUAAAAGGUGGACUCACAUCUGGGGAGCUGGACUCCACCAGAUGGGAUUAGUCUUUCUUCUUUCGCAAACCAGACCACCACCAUCUGGGAAUACUCCUUUUGGGAUACAUCCUGAGAAAAACUAAAUCAAAAUAAAAAACUAAAUCACAAUUCGCUCUCUUCAACUUCCUGAAGGGUGGCUGUGGUGAGCUGGGCGUCGGUCUCUUUCUCCGGGCAACAACAGACAGAAC